AAGUUGCUCGCUCUGCACGCUGCUUCACCCCUGAGGAUGUCAGUGGAAGAGCCAAAGCCCCAGACACAGGCACGGACAUGGGCGCAGGCCUGGGUGUGAGCUUUCCAAGGCAGUCCUUCUGCUCCACAGAUGGAUUCAUGGAGGCUGUGGCACAGACCUGCUGUCUGUGCCAACGGGACCUACGGGAUGAGGGCUCUCGGCUUCUACCGUGCCAACAUUUGCUCUGUAAGGACUGCUUCCAGAGUUUCAUGCGGGAGUUAGGCCCUGUUACCAGGGCCUACGGGACAGUCCCAGAUGAGCUCAUCUCCUGUCCUGCAUGUCAGCGAGUGUAUCUUACCAGAGAUGUAACUGAACAUAUUUUUCUUCAGUGCUUUCCUUCUGGGCAACCCACAAUGGCCAGGAACUGCUCUGAGUGCAAGGAGAAGAGGGCAGCACAUAUUCUCUGCACCUACUGCAAUCGCUGGCUGUGCAGCUCUUGCACAGAGGAACACCGGCACGUCCCAGCCCCGGGGGGGCCACUCUUUGCACGGGCACAGAAGGGAUCCUCAGGGGUGAAUGUUGGCUCUGGGGACUUCGCCUUGUACUGCCCUCUGCACACACAGGAAGUGCUCAAGCUUUUCUGCGAGACUUGUGAUGUGCUCACAUGCCACAGCUGCCUAAUGGUGGAACACAAAGAGCACAGGUGCAGACAUGUUGAAGAAGUUCUACAAAACCAAAGGAUGCUUCUAGAGAGCGUGACCACGCAGGUGGCACAUAAGAAGUCCAGCCUGCAGACAUCUGCGAAGCAAAUCGAGGACAGGAUUUUUGAAGUAAAACAUCAGCAUAGGAAGGUGGAAAACCAGAUCAAAAUGGCCAAGAUGGUCCUCAUGAAUGAGCUGAACAAACAGGCCAAUGGACUCAUAGAGGAACUUGAGGGCAUUACUAAUGAGAGAAAGCGGAAGCUGGAGCAGCAGUUACAGAGCAUCAUGGUUCUCAACCGUCAGUUUGAGCAUGUGCAGAACUUCAUCAACUGGGCUGUCUGCAGCAAAACCAGCGUCCCUUUCCUUUUCAGCAAAGAACUGAUUGUGUUCCAGAUGCAGCGGCUGCUGGAGACGAGUUGUAACACCGAUCCUGGCUCUCCUUGGAGUAUCAGAUUCACCUGGGAGCCCAACUUCUGGACUAAGCAGCUGGCUUCCCUUGGCUGCAUAACCACUGAGGGUGGACAGCUAUCCCGGGCAGAUGCUGCGGCUGCUUAUGGGAACUUACAGGGGGCAUCCUCCUUUUAUCAGAGCCACCAGGCCCCCAUGGCCCAGCAGGAGUCUCUCAGCCACCCCUCACACAAGUUCCAGCCUCCAGCACUGUGCUCCUCGACUGUCUGCUGUUCCCACUGCUCCCCAGUCUCACCUUCCCUCAAAGGCCAGGUCGCCCCACCCAGUAUGCACCCAGCUCACAGUUUCCGGCAGCCCUCUGAAAUGGUGUCCCACCAGCUGGGGUCCCUGCAGUGUUCUACCCUACUGCCCAGGGAGAAAGAGCUAGCCUGCAGUCCUCAUCCACCAAAGCUGCUGCAGCCCUGGCUAGAACCACCACCACCUCCCGCAGAACAGGAGAGUACAUCCCAGCGGCCAGGACAGCAGCUGGUUUCCCAGCCUGUAUGCAUAGUCCCUCCACAAGACGUUCAGUCGGGAGCUCAUGCCCAGCCCACCAUACAGACACCCUCCAUCCAAGUUCAGCUGGGCCACCACCAGAAGCUGAAGCUCAGCCACUUUCAGCAGCAGCCACAGCAGCAGCCACCACCCCCUCCUCCACCCCCUCCACCCACCCAGCAUGCACCCCCACCCUUGCCUCCAUCUCAGCACCUAGCUUCCAGUCAGCAUGAGAGCCCUCCUGGGCCUGCCUGUUCACAGAACGUGGACAUUAUGCACCACAAGUUUGAGCUGGAGGAGAUGCAGAAGGACUUGGAACUUCUCCUGCAGGCUCAGCAGCCCAGCCUGCAGCUGAGUCAGACCAAGUCUCCUCAGCAUCUUCAGCAAACCAUCGUGGGGCAGAUCAACUACAUCGUGAGGCAGCCAGCACCUGUCCAGACCCAGAGCCAGGAGGAUACCCUGCAGGUUACAGAGGAGCCACCAGCAUCUGAGGGCCCAAAGCCAGCUCUACCUCUUGACAAGAAUUCUGCUGCUGCCUUGCCCCAGACAUCUGGGGAAGAAACUCCUCACAGUGUCCCCCCAGUGGACAGCACCUCCCAGCACUCCUCUCCAAAUGUGGUGAGAAAGCACUCCACCUCAGUGAGCAUCAUGGGCUUUUCCAACACUCUGGAGAUGGAGUUGUCAUCUACCAGGCUGGCGAGGACCAUAGAGCCACAGAUGCACAGAAUGAGCAGCCUGACAGCUGGUCCCACCCACACAAUUCCAAGCCUGCUGAGUGGCCCACCACAAACUGUGUCCAACCUGAUGAGUGUUUCAAGCCAUGCCGUGCCCAGCUCAGCCAGUCACCUGCAGCCUGUGCCAAACCUUGUGCGUGGCACAUUCCAGUCUAUGCCCAACCUUAGGGGUGAUUGCUCCCAGGCCAUUACCAGCCUGGCAAGCAACCACUCACAGGCUGGGUCCAGCCUAGUGUCUGGGCACACCCAGGCUGUGCCAAGUCUGGCCACUUGCCCUCUGCAGGGUAUGCCUUCAGUUUCUGACAUACAUUUGGAGACUAGAUCUACUUCCAGUCCUGGCUCUGGCCAAAUUGCAGAGAGCCUGGGCCCCAAGGAUGGGUCUGAAUCCUCCCUGGGGAAUGCCCUGUGUAAGAUGGAAAGUGAGGAGUGCACUCGCUUCACAGACUCAGUGGGACAAGGCUCCACAGCCUCCAGUCUGGAUGUUCCCAAAGAUUUGGCUAUUCCCUCAGAACUGGAGGAACCAAUUAACCUCUCUGUGAAAAGACCUUCUCUAGCACCGAUGACCAACACAUCUAUUGCUCUACAACAGUACAAGCACCCAAAAGAAUAUGAGCAUUUUGAACAAGAAGCCUUAGAGCUGGAUACAAAGGAGAAUUCAAGCAUCAGAGCCCUCAGUAGUGAGCCCAAGAUUCCCUAUGUGCGACUGGAGAGGCUCAAGAUCUGUGCUGCCUCAUCAGGAGAGAUGCCUGUGUUUAAGCUGAAGCCCCAGAAUAACAGCCAGGACGGGAGCUUCCUGCUGGUGAUCGAGUGUGGCACUGAGUCCUCUAGCAUGUCCAUUAAGGUCAGCCAGAACAGCCUGCCUGAUGCCACCCAAGGCCCAGGUCUGGGGGGAAGGAAGGUCACUGUCACCUCUCCGACUGGGCAGCGGCUGCCAGAGAUGGACAGUGCAUCUUCUGAAGAACACAGACUCAUUCCCCGAGCUCUGGGAGCCAAGAAGUGCACCCCAGCCCCCAUAGAGAACGAGGACUUCUGUGCUGUGUGCCUCAAUGGUGGGGAGCUGCUGUGCUGUGACCGCUGCCCCAAAGUGUAUCACCUUUCCUGCCAUGUGCCAGCCCUGCUCAGCUUCCCAGGGGGAGAGUGGGUGUGCACCCUGUGCCGCAGCCUGAUGCAGCCUGAGAUGGAGUACGAUUGUGAGAAUGCCCGCUACAAUCAGCCCGGAGUGCGGGCACCUCCCGGCCUGAGCAUGAAUGACCAGAAGAAGUGUGAGAAGCUGGUCCUGUCCCUGUGCUGCAACAGCCUCAGCCUGCCCUUCCACGAACCAGUCAGCCCCCUGGCCAGGCAUUAUUACCAGAUUAUCAAGAGGCCCAUGGACCUAUCGAUUAUCCGGAGGAAGCUGCAAAAGAAGGACCCAGCUCACUAUACUACUCCAGAGGAAGUGGUAUCAGACGUGCGCCUCAUGUUCUGGAACUGUGCUAAGUUCAAUUACCCUGACUCGGAGGUUGCAGAGGCUGGUCGCUGCCUGGAAGUAUUCUUUGAGGGCUGGCUAAAGGAGAUCUACCCAGACAAAAGCUUUGCCCAGCCCCAGCAAGAGGACUCAGACUCUGAGGACGUAUCUGGCGAGAGUGGCUGUCCCACCCCUCAGGGCUUCCCGUGGCCUCCCUACAUGCAGGAAGGCAUCCAGCCCAAGAGGCGGCGGCGACAUAUGGAGAAUGAAAAGACAAAGAGAAUGUCAUUCCGUCUGUCCACCAGCAUCUCGCAGGUGUGAGACCCAGAAGGAGACGGGGCACGCUGGCGGCUGAUGUCCCGCCCUCUCGGCCAUCCCCCCAUACUUCAGCUUGUUCUCUUCCGAGUGUGGCUGUGACAUGAGUCUCGUCCGCGGAUCGCACCUUCUCAUCGUUUACGUCUCUAGCGUUUAUUCGGAGCCAUAGUGCACCCACCAUAAAGAAGAUUUCAGUAAAACAGGGCAGACAGGGUGUUCCUCGCUGCUAGAGUAACCGACAUACAGGUUCCAUGCCAUGAGGCUCAGAAGGACCUGGCUUCCUUAUGAGCUCUUUCAGAUGGGGAGAGCAGACUUUGCUCACCUCUCAGCAGCCAGGGCUCAGGAGCACUGUGUGUGUCUUAGAAGUGGGUCCAAGGAAGAAAGCGAGGUUUGGAUACAUGACAGGCCUGUGGUCCCUGUCCCAGCACAGCCAAAGAUGGUCACUGUUUGCCUUUGCUCGUCCUGUUGGGACAGAGGCAUCUGCCACUGGCAGAAUAAUGGAGGCUUCUCGAGGCCCUAGGUCUCAAUUGGUGCCUAUUUGGGUUCUAACGGUUUUCAGGGUAUUUGCUGUUUACGCCCCCUUUCCUGAGUAGGACUUAGGCGGUCACUGUGAAAUGCUGUGUGUGGUUUGGCACUCUUGCCUGAGCUAGGUAGCAGUGUAAAGACCAGACUGCACUCACAUCCAGAAGAUGCCAGCUUCCUAACUCUGGGCUGAUAGCACUUCAGAACCUACCUUCUCGGAAGUGACUAUUAUGUGUGUCAAUGGCUCUUCCUUGAUCAUCUCUAUUCAGACAUCUGCAUCUUGAGUUUUACUUGGGAGAAGUGUGAGGUGGUGUCUGUUGCAGGUACAGAAUUCCCUGGCAAGAACAGCCCACAGGUUAAUGCAGUGUGCUGGGCCUCUUCUCCUGCCCAAGAUUCUAGUUCUCUACUUUUUCAUACAACCAAAGAUCAGAAUUGUGGCCAUGCUGCUUACAGCCCGGAAGCAGCCAACACGCUGUCACCCUUUUUGUUGGAGCUCGGAGAAGGCAGUGGUGACCCAUAGGAGUCUAAUCUGGGCUAAGGGCAGAGAAGGGGAAAAUUGAGAAGUGAGAAGCCAGUGUCCUUGAGUGACCCUGGUAACUCUAGGGUUGUAGUUCUUACAGAAUGCGGAAAGGCAUUCUGGAAGCCAUGGGAAUAGAGCUGUGUAAUAGAAAGCUGCAGGUCACAUUGUAGAUGGAUCUCCACAGUGUAGGCAGGGUGUUUGGGAGGAAGCCUCUGAGACAUAUACAGGGACAGGCUUCUUCCUAAGCAAAGGCUUGUUUGAGGAAAGACCUAUUGAGUAUAUUGCUGGUGGAGAUGGCAUCUCAGUGGCCUGUUCCUGAGGCAUGGCGUGGUUGAUUUCAGGGGACUCUCAGGCCAUGGCUUUGUUUUUUUGAAGAGGUGCAGUUUAAAGAAGUGAUUAUUCACAGGGCAUUUGCUGGGAAGCAAUUUUCUUUUUACCAGAAAACUUUUCUUCUCUCCCUGUGAGUCAGCAACAACACUCAGUCCCUUCUGCAUUGGACUGAAGGAGCUGCUUCACUUGGAAGCCCCGCCCACCACCUUGCAGUUCAGCAGCACUGCCAAGCUCUCUUUAGUACAUGUGUUUCCAUACCCUGCAGUCUAGUCCCAGGCAGCUGAAUCUUCAGUUCAUUUCUAGUCCAGGAACCUUUGAAAACAGGCUUUGCUCCUUAGGUUCACAAAGCUUUUUGCUUUUUUGGUUGUGGCCCUGGCUGUUUCUACUUUGAUUUUUGCAUCUUUUUCUCUGAUUGGUCUGGUGAGGGUCCUUCUGUUUGUACCUUCCUAAUUCUGCUUUGGGCAUCUUUCCUUUUGUGGCUCAUAGUCCAUACUUCAUGGUGUUUGGCCCUGGAAAGCCACUGAACACUAUGAUAGCCUGAAACCUGACACAGCCUUUCCUGGACCAGCUGGAGACUGUGCCUAUGAUGUGGAAACGCCUGGUUCAAAGCCUUGCUUCCCCUUUCUUGAUAUAGCAUGUAGCUAGAGUGUGUCCAGUUGGAACAAGGAUCAGCUUCUGGGCCCAGAGAUCUCGGAAAUGUGGUAGGCAGUCCUCUGUUCCCUUUCCACUAUAGAGCCCCUCUGUGCUGAGAGGCUCCCUCUGGGCAUGUGAGCAGGGCAGAGAGGAAAGAGGGAUGCCCUUUCCUUCAAGGAUGUAAGGCCCUGAGCCAUCAUUCCUUCCCUACACUCACUAGCUCAUGGAAUUUUUCCUGGAACCAAGUUUUUAAAGUCAUCUUAAUUUUUUUCUUUGCAUGCACAAACAAAACAAAACAAACAAAA
This is a messenger RNA of Onychomys torridus (southern grasshopper mouse), 6425 nucleotides long. RefSeq names its product tripartite motif containing 66 (gene Trim66). The record is from RefSeq and is a predicted model, not a curated record. Bases 78 to 4121 code for a protein of 1347 amino acids. Lineage: Eukaryota; Metazoa; Chordata; Mammalia; Rodentia; Cricetidae. Gene Ontology annotation, molecular function: zinc ion binding; protein binding. The transcript is spliced from 20 exons.